AUGAGCGAGAUAGAUUAUCUGAAUAAGCGUCUCAAGCUGGAUGAACGCUUACGAACGAAUGUGACGAUUGCGACGAAGAAGCGCGCUUCUAAGUCAUUGGACAUCGAGAGCUGUCUUGACUCAACAACUGCAGUAAACGUCGAACAGAUGUGCAUGAUACUUGGGAUCGGCAGCACUGAUAUCAAUAAUUUAUCUCAAGUUCAAUGCUAA
This is a messenger RNA of Plasmopara halstedii, 210 nucleotides long. RefSeq lists its product as uncharacterized. Lineage: Eukaryota; Oomycota; Peronosporomycetes; Peronosporales; Peronosporaceae. The transcript is spliced from 4 exons. Bases 1 to 210 code for a protein of 69 amino acids. The record is from RefSeq and is a predicted model, not a curated record.